UUGUUGUUGAAACAAGGCAGUCCUUCAGGUGAAACGUCCCCCUGCAGCCCUGGGUCCUUCGAGACUGGAGUUCCCCCGCACCUUUCCUCCCUGAGCGAAGAGGUUCCGCCAGAGCCCUGGGUUCCCCCAGCUUUGCAGGAAGGAUUUUGUGGAACUGGUCGAGUCGCUGUCCUCCCAGAAGGAGGACGAGUCGUGGCUUCCAGCCCUGCACCCCCGCAGACAAGGGCCUGCGGAAUAUGUCCCUAGACGCAGUGGACGGAGCGCGGGCCGUGGAGCCAGAGAGGAAUGUGCCCACACUACCUCCUGCGUGGAAUGUUGAGGACUUAGUGAGAAGAUUCGCCCAAGAGCACAAAGUGUGUGGGCUGGGAUGGUGAGACUGUGCGCUUCAGAACCGGAGGGGUCGGCCGCUCCUCCUGGGCAGAGUCCGCUUGCUCAGGCUGUACCAUCUGCCUUGAGUCUGUGCUGCCGCCAGGAUGCGGUGGCGGGACCGCGUGGCCGUGCUCUUCUUCCCACAAGGCAUGAUUCUCACCAUGGCUGCACUGAUGCUCUUCUUCAUACACCUGACCGUCUUCGCCAGCGACGUGCACAACUUCUGCGUCACCCACCACUAUGACCGCAUGAGCUUCCGCUACACAGUUGUCCUGAUGUUCUCCCAGGUGAUCGGCAUCUGCUGGGCCGCCAUGGGGUCACUCUACGCUGAGAUGACACAUGACAAGUUUCGUCGAUGCUUUUCACUGACCGUCCUGAUGCUCAACGGAGCCAUGUUCUUCAACCGCCUGUCCCUGGAGUUUCUGGCCAUCCAGUACCGGGAAGAGAACCACUGAGGCCUGGGGCCCAGGCUGAGAAGGGGGAAGGAAAAGGCUGCUUCGGGUGUUUUAAUAAAGUCUGUCAUUUAUUUC
Eubalaena glacialis (North Atlantic right whale) is the source of this 899-nucleotide messenger RNA. It is a transcript of the gene CATSPERH, whose product is annotated as transmembrane protein 262. The transcript has 5 exons. The record is from RefSeq and is a predicted model, not a curated record. Lineage: Eukaryota; Metazoa; Chordata; Mammalia; Artiodactyla; Balaenidae. The coding region runs from base 474 to 824 and encodes 116 amino acids.